Molecule: messenger RNA, 1300 nt
Organism: Musca domestica (house fly)
Lineage: Eukaryota; Metazoa; Arthropoda; Insecta; Diptera; Muscidae
Product: GPALPP motifs-containing protein 1
Exons: 4
Coding region: 169-1221 (350 amino acids)
Source: RefSeq, a predicted model, not a curated record
UUUGAACUUCCAUUCUUGUGUAAACUUGCGGUGUUUCGGUCUUCAAAGAAAGUGUAAAUUUCUGAAUGGAAAUAUACUUAGAUUAAACCAAUUCUUAGACAAUUUUCAACAUCAUCACAUUCUAUUGAGGUCAUACACAACAUAUCGCCAACACAUGCCAUCACAAACAUGUCUAGUGAUAAUGAGACGUGUUCAUCUUCAUCCUCAUCAUCGAGCUAUGAAAGAAAGCACAAGUUGAAAAAGAAACAAAAGAAGAAAUCAAAAAAACAUAAGAAAGAAAAGAAAUCCAGCAAAGAAAAGAAAUUAAAAAAGGGGGCUGAGUCCACAAAAGAAAAAGAAUUUAUGAAGAUUCAGCCUAUUGCUCCUCCAAGACAUCUUGAUACAAGCACCACAACAUGUGAAGCUGACUCUUUUGGACCCGCCCUACCACCUCACUUGGCAAAUAAGACCGACAAUGAGAACCCCAUUGUUAUAGGACCGGUUCUUCCCAAAAAUAUAUGUCUGGACACUGACAAGAUAAUGUACACCAAUAAAUUAACACAGAACGAAUCAACAAAUGAAGAAGAACAAGAAGAAAUAUUAGAUGGAACUUAUGGGCCAAUUCCCGCAAACACUGACCAAGAAAUAUCGGCUGCACAAAUAGAGUUAGAGAAAAGAGCAUUGGAAUUGAAAAUGGCCGCUCUUGAUGGUCUUUUGCCUAGCAGCUCUAACGAUCAGACUGUACGCGAGGAAUGGAUGUUAGAAUUGCCCGAUGUGGGCAUGAAGGGGGGCUUAGCAGCACUUAAUAAUUUGAAAAGAGGUUUCUAUCAAGGAAAAGAACGUCCAGAUUUUAGUGAUAGGUCAUCUUGGACUAAAACACCGCAAUCUACUGAAAAUGAACGGACCAAGCCAACUACAUCCAAAGAAUCAUUAAAAGCUCACGCCCAAGCUCUGUAUGAUAAACAAAGAGACGAUGAACAGGAAAGAAUGGCGAAAAAAUAUAAAAAGAAACACAAACGUGAAGAAUCGCUGGUGGACAUACAUCAGAAGAAAUUGAGAAAAGAGGAAAAAAGAAAGGCCAAGGAAUUAAAAGAAAGUGGCUCCAAACCAGAAAGAAGACCUUUUAGCCGUGAUAUUGAUUUGAAACUAAAUAAAAUCGAUAAAAAUCAAACCAAACAAAUUGUGGAUAAGGCAAGGUUAUUGGAUACUAAAUUUUCUAGUGGACAUACAAAGUACCUAUAAAAUGUAAAAAAAAAACACAAAUUAUCUUUUCCGACUUAUAUUUGUAGCUAAUUAAAAUAAUAAAUAAUGUUUAUAAUAA